AUUUUCAAAGUUUAAAGUGCUAGUCAAAAACGUUUAGUGUUUAAAGUGCAAGAAUGUGAUACUUUCGGAGUUUAAAAUACCAUUUUUUCCUAACAUAAACUAGUUAUCUUUUGAAAUACGUAUGUAUAUCAAAGUUGUUUGUUUGGGAAGUUGGAUUUAUAUUUAUUUAUUAUGUUUAGUGGCAACAAUAAUAUUUUCAUGAACCAUAUGACUGGAAGAUAAAGAUUGGAUAGCAAAGUUACAAACACGAAAUAUAUAGUUCACAAUCUAGCUGCCUCUCUUCAAGUCCUUAAAAAUUCCAUUCGCCAUUUAAAGUUUCUUCUUUUAGUUUUGGUCCAACACUUUAACACUUACCUGUUUUUUUUUUAUUUUAAGUUGUUUAUCUACUACUCCCUCCGUUUUUAAUAUAAAUCGUUCUAGAAAAAUUUUUAUGUUCUAAAUUAUAUGACAUUUUCGAUUUUCUAUGUAAAAUUUAUUAACAUUUAAUGUUAUAUGACCAAUGAUAAUAUACCUUCUAUUUUAUUAUUGGUCGAGUUAUGGUUAGGUAAAUAAUUAAUGAUGUUUUUGCUUAGAAAAUAUAAAAAAUUAAUGAUUUCUUAAUCUAUGUGCACAAUUCUGAAACUAUUUAUAUUAAAAAACAGAUGAAGUACUGAAUACUGGAGUAUUUAAAGCAAUAACUUUUUUUCUGAAUUUACGUGCAAGUGUAUAUAGAAACAAAUACUAUACAACCCAACUUUGUAGACUUUAAAGUACUAGAAAUUAUAUUCUCUCCGUUACUUUCCGUUCCCGAAAGUAAGAAUUUUUAGAUCUUCUUCUUGUUUCACAAAGAUAGAUUUUCUAUAUUUUUAAGAAACAUUAAUUACAAAUAUUUGAAUUGAUUAGAUUUAAUUGGUGGAGAGUAAUUGGAAAGUGUAUAGAAAAAUAAAUAAUAAAUUAAACUGUUAAUAUUUAUUAUAUUCUUAAUAAACUUCAAAUCUCUAGAAAAUUUUAUUUUCGGGAACGGAUGUAGUAUUUCAUUCUUUGUGAAAAGAAAAUAUUUUAUGCAUAUUAUUGUCAAUAUAAGUCAACAAAAAUUUAAAAUAUAGCAGUUUCCAAUCUUAUAAAAUUCGCACAAUUUAUUCACUAUAUCUCUUACAAUCGUAUUUUCGAUCUUAAAUCUUCAUAUUUUGUAAUAGAUACACAUUUGGUAUUAAGAUCUCUUACAGUGUUAAAUAUUAAUUGUUUUUAUUUAAUUAACAUUACCAGCUAAUUAUGUCUGAUUGUAUUUGAUCCCCUUUCACACGUACGUACACAUGAUGACUUCAGAGUUCUAUAUAUGUAUCUAUAUCUUGGUCAGCCAUUAGCAAACCCCAAUAUCUCUCUCUCCUCUCUCUCAUAAGAAGGUACGCUUCAAUUUCAUUUUUUUUAGACAGCACUAAUUUUUUCAAAUUCUUUGAAGCUUUUAGACAAAACGUUUAGAAUUCAAGAAAGUUGUUUUUUUUUUUUUUUGGUUCAAGAAAGUUGUUGUUCACAUAUUUUCAUUUUCUUUGUUAGUUAAUAAUGUUCUUCUCAUGCUUACCUAUUUUCAGAUUCUUGAUUACUUAAGCAGCUAGCAAAAAUGGCCACAACGAUGAACGUAUGGUCUACCAAAUGGACCUCCGGAUUGGAUAUUGAAGAGUACAAUAUCAUCCACCAAUACCACAUGAACUCACUCUUAGGAGAUUUUCCACAAUCUCUUUCAUCUCUUGAUGAUACUACCACUUGUUAUAACUUUGGUGCUUCUUGUAAUGAUGAUUUGGUUGAAGAGAAACCUUCAAAGAUCCUCAAGACCACUCACGAAUCACCAAAUUUACAUCUUUAUCCUUUUCCCAAUUCUACUUCUCCACACCCUCAGCCAUCUUCUAGAAUUCUUUCUUUCGAAAAGACGGGAUUAAAAGUUAUGAACCACAAGUCUCCAAACUUAAUAUUUAGCCCCAUGGAAAAAGUUGGAUCAGCAGAUCUGAUAAGAAGAGAGACAAAGAAGGCUCAACCUUUAACUCGAAGCCCAUCAAAUGCUCAAGAACACAUAUUGGCCGAAAGAAAACGGAGAGAAAAACUUACUCAAAGAUUUGUAGCUCUUUCCGCCCUAAUUCCUGGUCUAAAGAAGAUGGACAAGGCUUCCGUGUUGGGAGAUGCAAUAAAGCAUAUAAAGUACCUCCAAGAGAGUGUGAACGAGUAUGAAAAACAAAAGAAAGGAAGAACAUUGGAAUCAGUUGUUCUUGUGAAUAAAUCUCAGCUGGUUUUGGAUGAGCUUCAUAAAUUAUCACCAUCUUUCUCAGAUGGAAAUCGUGACUACUCAAGCUCGAAUCUUCCAGAGAUCGAAGUUAGGGUUUCGGGAAAAGAUGUUCUUAUUAAAAUCAUAUGCGAGAAGCAAAAGGGUAAUUUGAUCAAGAUUAUGGGUGAGAUUGAGAAGCUUGGAUUAUCGAUCACCAACAGCAGUCUCUUGCCAUUUGGACCAACUUCCGACAUCUCUAUUAUCGCUCAGAAGACAGGCGAUUUUGAUAUGAAAGUUGAGGACGUUGUGAAGAGCUUGAGUUAUGGUUUAUCAUAGUUCAUGACAAUGGUUUCACAUUCUUCAGCGAUUUCUCUUAUCCAAGAAGCUAAAGUUGAUUUUCUUCCAUCAAAAUGCUUUUUAGCUGAUAAAUUUGUUGUAUGGAUCCUAAGUCAUUUGUAGAAACCUUGUUCUUGUUGUAUAAGUUUCCCGAAGACACAUAUCAUCAAUGUUUAGUAUACGGAUUUUUGUUCGCAGCUACUUGAUUGUUUCUUGCGUUGUAAAACAUUCCGUUAGUUAUUAAAUGACAUU
Brassica napus (rape) is the source of this 2821-nucleotide messenger RNA. RefSeq names its product transcription factor bHLH18-like. The transcript is spliced from 4 exons. Gene Ontology annotation, molecular function: protein dimerization activity. Bases 1598 to 2569 code for a protein of 323 amino acids. NCBI's taxonomy places the organism in Eukaryota, Viridiplantae, Streptophyta, Magnoliopsida, Brassicales, Brassicaceae. The record is from RefSeq and is a predicted model, not a curated record.